Messenger RNA from Spodoptera littoralis (African cotton leafworm), 2427 nucleotides. The record is from the annotation of a GenBank genome assembly. Lineage: Eukaryota; Metazoa; Arthropoda; Insecta; Lepidoptera; Noctuidae.
AUGGACGAAAGUUUUGAAGAAUUGGCAGACAUUCCUCAUGAUGCUCGUGCUGCUACAAAACAUGUCUUGAGUAUUUUACUAGACAAGAUCCAUCCGUUAACGCAAUGUUUGCGUAACAAAUUAUUGUCUUACGACGGUGACGAAGAGAAUAUUACAAAAGUUCGAGAUGUUUACACAUUAUGUUCGAGCCAAAUCAAUAAAUGUUUGAUCAGUUUAUUCGACAUCUUCAAAGUCGAAGCUCGUCAUCAAACUUUACUCCAGGAAAGUCGUCAAUACACCAUUGAAAGACUGUCAUGGUGUAUAAACAGAUUAUUAGUGGUCGAGAAGUAUUUGAACAAAACCUCAACCUCUUCUGAUGCAAAUGAGAGUGGCAAUGAUUCCUUCAAUGUGACCACAAUGUAUUUUGUCAACUGGAUUGACCACACAUUUGAAGUGCUUGGUAAACUUGCCGAUGCUGUCUAUAAGACUGAUUACAAGGAAUCCGAGGAACUUUAUGAUCAAUGGAAGGAUACUAUGGUGGAGUGUGUGAGCGAGCUCCAUGUGUCCAUUGACGAACUUCUGCUUUCAGCAAUGACACUGUGCAGAUAUUGUCUGGCUGAUGACCAGCAUAUUGUGAAGGCACGCUGUCAAGUGGUAUUGAGAGAAACUAAAGCACUACUUGGUGAAUUGAUACAAGGGGAUCUUAGCGCAACUGUUAAAGCUUCACCAGACACAUUAAAGCUACCUAUAAUGCCAUCAAAUGUUAAUGUGCUCAUUGAUGUACUAAAGGAUGUCUUGUAUGCCCUUGAGACCAACACCAACACGGCCCUACUAGCAUUAGUAGCACACUGUUUUACUUACAACAAGUCUCCUAUAUCUAUUCUCAAAGACCAUUUCAAUAAUGGCACUAAAGGGACUUGCUCUUGUCUGCUCAAGAGUGAAGAUGAAGUCACGGAAAAUUGCUCUUUUGUAAAAGAUUUUGAUUUAUACAACGAGAGGUUGCUGCAGAUUGGAAACUUUGCUGUUUCCUGCUCAUCUGAUCAAAAUAGGAUCCUGUCACUUCGAAGUGGUCUGGCCAGCUUGGAAGCUUUAGACCCUCAUUUGGUCCCAGCAUUGAUGAUGUCACCAGACAGCCACCAUGCCACACUGCUGAUCAACUCUUGGAAGCAUGAAGUUCAAGAAAUUCGAGAUAAUGUGUACUUGAUUGUAGAUCCAACUGCUUUUGCUGAGAAAUCGAAACAAAUGAUGCAUCAGAGAGUACUGGCAGUAUUGAAAGACAAUAGCUACAACAAUGCGGAUGUAUGUGCAGUCAUUAACAUGGGAUGCAUGGUAUAUGAUUUCUUCAAUGUGUAUGACAAAUAUGAGCCAGAUGCCUUGGAGCACCAUGAGAAGCUAUUAGUGUUGCUGUCUGAUUUGGAUAAAGUUCAAAAAGAAUGUAAAAUCGUUAGUAAUCUGUUGAGUUCGGAUAACGACUUUGUAUAUGACGUGAAAAUGCCGAAGAAUAAUAAAGAAGUGUCUUUCGAUCAACUUGUAAAGAGAUUGAAACUUCUGUACACACUGGUGUCAAGAAUUCACAGUUUGCAUCACCCUAAGGAGAAUGAGGACCAAUGGCUUGGUUGUGAAGGUGAAGAAGAACCACAGAUGGGCUACAAGAAUGCUACACACACUGUCGUUAAGAACUCCGAUACUUACGUACAAUCACCACGCAAACCCAUUAAUAUGUCCAGAAGCAUCUUCGCAAGAACCAACGUCCGCUCCUCAACAAGAAACUUCCCCUUAUUAAAACUAACGAAACAUUUGAAGACAAAAAUGUGUAGCGAACUCAGUUUCUCCGUUCAAUUGGAUCAACUGUUUAGUAACUCGGGAGAUCAUGAACAAAACGCCGCUUGCAAUGAAACAGUGUUUGUAAACAAACAACUGGGUAGAGUCAGAGAUUCGUCAUUCUCAGUUCUGUAUAACUUUUCGCCGAUUAGAAAUCGUCCGUCAUUGAGGAGAGCGGUGUUGAACAGACAGUGCAAGGUACCUGUUUACAGAGAUAUUGAAGUUAACGAUGAAAACAAUGGGGAUUAUGAGAAAGAAGAACUAAUGGAUGAAACUACGAGUCUACAAAUUACAGAUAUUCUCAAUCAAAUGAACGAUAUGACGAGUAUGCUAUCCACGUCCAAAUCAACUCAACCCAACGCAAGACAAGAAGGUUCUGGAAGGCCCGCGAAUAAUAUUGAAUCAAAAAAUGUACUGACUAUUAACGUUAAUAAUCAGAAUACGACUAUAACUAAGCAUAUAUGGAAUAUUCCAGUAAAUGCUAGUAUCGUGGAGAUGCCUCUAGAAGACAGUGCGGCUAAUAUAAGUGAGCCAUCCGAUGUCAAUACUUUGGAAAGAAUCCAUGAUCUGAAAUACGUUGAAAGCAAACUGAAUACUUUGAAGUGCCAGUUAGAAACUAGCUUGUAA